Molecule: messenger RNA, 2615 nt
Organism: Linum trigynum
Lineage: Eukaryota; Viridiplantae; Streptophyta; Magnoliopsida; Malpighiales; Linaceae
Source: the annotation of a GenBank genome assembly
CGCGUUUCAGUUUGAAAAAAAAAAAAAAAAACAGAAAAAAAAAGGGGGUCGGGCUGCUGCCCUUCCCCUCUCCCUUCCUUCCCCGACCUUCCCCUUCCCCCCUUCUUCCCCUCCCUCUCCUCUUCCCGUCGAGCAGCACAGCAGCAGCAGAGCCAACCGGCGCCGACCCCAACCUACCUCCCCGUCGUCGCCCCUCUCCUGCCGCGCGGCGGCCCUCUGACCCACCCACGGCUCCAAUCACCCACCUCCCCCCAGGUCUGAUUUGAACAACCUAGAGUUGAAGAUUCAAGAACAAACAAAAAAUUAGGGUUCUUCAAAUUGGGGGUUUUGCUCAAUUUCGAAUUUGAGGUGACAUUGGAGUGUGAUGAUUGCUUGAUUGGGCCAAUUGAAGUGCAAUUACUGUCUAGAAGAAUAUUUGCAGAAGAUUUAUGGGUGCAUCUUGAGAAUUGGUUGAUUUGUGGGUUGCAGAAUUUGGGGAUUUUCUGAUUGUGGUAGCAGUGAACUGGAAUUUGGGAAGCAGAGUACAGAUUUGUGAAACCUUAGUGGUUCAAGAGCAGAGGGGAGGUUUAAGAAGUUUGUUUUCCAGUUUGCACUCUUGGUUGCAGAUAUGGUACGUCGAAGGUAUAUCCCUCCACCUCGGCAGUUCAAGGUAACAUAUCAAAGUGAAGAUGGGAAGACUGUUUACCGUUCGUGGAUGAUUGAAGACAGCCACAAGGUGACCGAUAGAGACAGCCCAAUUCCAGAAGUUCCCCCACAACUUCAAGCGGUCAACAUGCCCGCUCGAUUUCACAGGAUGAUCACCGGACAGGUUGGACCCACGAUGCGGUCCCGGACUAUUGAGAUGACUUCUCCAACUCCAUCUCCACCACAGCAGCCUGCUCAAAUGCCUACUGAAGAACCUCCAUUAUCAGAUUCAACACCAGUUGUAUCACCGGAGAGCAGGCCAGCAAAGAGGAGUCGUCUCCAGCAAUCGAGCUCAUCUUCACGAUCACAGAUGUCUUCUUCUUCAGCACCUGCACCAUCCACGACACCACGUCGUACUAGCCUAAGUGCAAGCAAGAAGAAGGCUGGCACUCCUCCUCCAAAGGACGUCUCUAAGACGUUCGGUCAGCCUGUCCAGCUCCAGAAACAUAAGGAAGAAUAUGCCGAUCUGAUGAAACGAGCGGUCACCCCUUCUCAGUUCAUGGACUAUGCAGCAUUGCAGAAGACCGAGCGGGCUGAGGAAGUGAUGACAUACUUCCGCCGAAUGAAUUGGGCACGAUUUCCGGAGCUGCACUUCCCCACCUAUCCACACCUCACCAGAGCAUUCUUGGCCACAUACAGCUUCGAGGAUAAUGGGGUUGAGAGCAAGCUUCAGAGUACUUUGGCAGGGAAAACAAAGUCCCUCUCUUUGAGCCAAGUAAACCGAGCACUUCUCUUCGAUGGUCCAGCAGAUGCAAUUCCUGAUGAAAAGCAGGACUUGAGUGAGUUUUGGACGACAAUUGUGGCAGAUGGAAAGGAAUUCAAUCCUACUUCUUCGAGGAGAGCAUCGAUCAGAGACCCGAUAAUCCCACUAGUACAUGACUACCUGGCUCGCACUGUCUUGGGAAAGGGAUCCAAUGCCAGUGGUGUCUACACCACCGAUCUCAGGUACAUUCACAGUUUUGUUACUGGAACACCAUUGUGUGUUGGGUACAUGGUGGGUAAGAUGCUGGAAAAUGAUGCACUGAAGACUUGCGGAGCAAUUAUGUGUGGGGGAAUCAUUACUGCCUUAGCUCGAGCUUACUGGGGGUUCCCGGAGAACCCUACGGGUUUAGAGAUCAGUGAUGGCUCGACUCUGCUUGGGGAAGCAACAUUAGGCAAAUUGGGUUUUCUGAGGAAAGUAGGAUCUCGUGGAGAGUAUCUAUCUAUCGCCAAAUACAAGGAGUGGGAGACCAAGGUCAAUCGGAAAAGAGAAGCAAGAGCUGCUAGAGCAACUUCUGCUUCGGCAUCAUCUGCUGCACCAUCAGUAGCCACUCCGACCACAGCUCCAGCUCCUACACCCACAGCAGCGAGGCACUCGGACUCGAGUGUCAGCCAGGGCCAGCAGUCCCAUCCUACUCCAGUUCCGCAUCCAGAAGAUACCCCACCAGUCGUACCAGCUUCACCAUCAUCUACAGACGAGCUCAGAGCCAGAAUAGCUCUCUUGGAAGCCAGAGACGCAGAGAAAGAUAAGAAGAUCCAGGAGCUAAACCGGCGUCUAGAUGAGAAGCUCGGCACUCCUGCAUCGACCCCUCCUCCAUAGGAGCUUGUCCCGAGGUUCUUUUUCUUUUCUUUUCUUCUUUUCUUCUUUUCUUUGUGAAUACUUCUGAUGAUGGUCUGUAUAAUGUUAGUUAGGUGAACCGAUUGGUGUGUCGUGUGUAGUUGUAGACAUUGUGGACAAUGUCCAUCCUGAGUGUGGGGUGGAUGGUCUGUGUUCUUGUCGUGUUUUGUGUUUUAUGUCGAGUCGCAGUUGUCCACAGUGUCUCGUUUUGUGUUUAAAAAAAAAAAAAAAAAACUGCCAUUAGGUUGAGCACAGGCAAGCUGCAUGCAGUCUGCCUGUGUAAAAAGCAGUCUGCCUGUGUUAAUCUAAUGGCUAAAAAACACCUAAAAAUCAG